GCUGCUUGAUGUUUUCAGUCGUUUAGUUACUGUCUAACUAGUAUUACGUUCAAACGUUGGCGGGUAACGGUAAUUGGUGGCAAAUUUCUCAACAAAUUCAUUUUGAUAAAAUAAAAAAUGCGAAAAUGCUUGAAAGUCUCACUAAAAAACGUUUUUUUAGUGAUUACAUUAAGUGUAGCCACAAGAGCGGCGGUAGUGGGGUACGGCAUAUGCACAAAUCCAAAUCAGGAAGCCGGCCUUUGUAUAUCAAUUCAAGACUGCGGUUUGCUUUUUGAAAUUCUAACGACAAAUCUCACCGCUGAAAACAAAGCAUUCUUACAAGAAAGUCAAUGUGGACAAGAUAAAUCCCAGUCAUCGAGUGCUCUGCAAGUCUUGGUUUGCUGCCCGCAUCGUUUGCUUAAAGAAAGAACUACGGAAUCAAAAGGCGUGCCCGGCAACACACUACCAGAGGUAGGAACAUGUGGUCAUGUUCUGAGCACGCGCAUCUACGGAGGUAACGUUACUAAGAUUGAUGAGUUUCCCUGGAUGACUUUAAUUAGAUACCAAACUGGUCUCAAUACUUUUGGGUUUUUCUGCGGGGGUACUCUGAUCAACUCACGUUAUGUUUUAACUGCAGGUCACUGUUUAAAACAUCCUGAUAUGCCUGCUUCAUGGCAAGUUUACAGUGUUCGCUUAGGAGAGUGGAACAUAGAAACAAAUCCGGAUUGUGUUGAAGAUGUGAGGGGCAAAAAAGACUGCGCCCCUCCCCAUAAGGACGUUCUUAUCGAAUAUGCAAUAGCUCAUGCCAAUUAUGUAGCAAACUCCAAGGAUCAAUUUAAUGAUAUUGCUUUGAUACGUUUAAUCGAGAGUGUUGAGUAUACUUUUUUUAUAGCGCCUAUCUGUUUACCUACAUCUGACGAAUUAAGAAGUAAAAGUUUCGUAAAUACUACCAUGGAUGUAGCAGGUUGGGGCUUAACAGAAAAGAAAGUUCCCAGCUCGGUGAAAUUAAAAAUUAUGGUCGAUGUUUGGAAUAUAAGUAGUUGCCAGAGUACGUACCGAACUUUUCAAAUGCCCAUCAGCGAGGAAAUACAAUUGUGCGCAGGCGGUGCUCCUUCGAUUGAUACCUGCCGUGGAGAUUCCGGCGGGCCUCUAAUGACAACGCAAAAAAUUAAUGGCAGGGAGGCUUACUACGUAGUGGGCGUUGUAUCAUAUGGACCCAGACCCUGCGGCCUGCAAGGUUGGCCAGGUGUGUAUACGAGAGUUGGACAGUACAUCAAUUGGAUCAAAAGCAAUUUAGUAGCAUAAACGCAAUUAUCGACUUAACGUCUUAUAAAUAAAAAUACUCUAAAUAAAGUCUUUCGCGCCAAAGGCUUGCAUUUGA
Molecule: messenger RNA, 1360 nt
Organism: Glossina fuscipes
Lineage: Eukaryota; Metazoa; Arthropoda; Insecta; Diptera; Glossinidae
Product: serine protease easter-like
Exons: 4
Coding region: 118-1284 (388 amino acids)
Biological process (GO): proteolysis
Molecular function (GO): serine-type endopeptidase activity
Source: RefSeq, a predicted model, not a curated record